CAACUAAAUAGAGACAAUUACAACUAGACCAAAAGCUAGAUUUCCUUCCUUUUUUUCUUUUUUCAAGAAAGGAAUUAUGGAAGGCCAUUAAGUCAUGUCCACCGCACAUCUAUUAGCGGGAAAAACACAUACCUUAUUUAACUAACAACCCAACAAGACUCGUUCCUUGCCACCCAAAACCUAUAUCUCUCUCUUCUCGCUCAACCUAACUUGGUGCACAUUUGCAUCUGCACCUGCAACCCUCGCCAACACUGCCGGUGCAGUGUGUACCUCCUCCUCCCCAGCGCAGCACACAUUUACCGAAUUUGAUAUAAUAUCUUCAAGAAAACCAAAAAAGAAAAUGUAUCCACCACCACCCGCGCCAUACUAUGCUCCACCUCCACCAGCGUAUUACGCGCCGCCACUAAUGCCGCCACCACCAAAGCGGUACUCUCCGUGGCUGGUGCCGCUUAUCUUUUUGGUGAAUCUCGGGUUGUUCAUAUGGAUCAUGUAUGAGAAUAAUUGCCCGUCUAGAAUUUCAAAGGAUCAAUGCAUGUUAGGCCAGUAUUUGGAUAGGUUCUCUUUCCAACCCUGGAAAGAUAACCGCAUGGUUGGUCCUACCCCUGAAACACUUCAAAGACUAGGAGGCCUUGAUAGAAAACUAGUGGUGGAUGGUGGUGAACCAUGGCGCCUUUUGUCCUCCAUGUGGCUACAUGCCGGGCUGAUUCAUCUGUUUGCCAACAUGCUCAGCCUUGAUUUUGUAGGACUUCGGCUUGAGCGGGACUUUGGAUUUUACAGAUUCGUAUUCGUGUAUGUGCUAGCUGGGUUAGGUGGAAAUUUAGCGUCUUGCCUUAAUAUUAUCAAACACGACUGGUCAAGCAAGACUAUAUCAGUUGGCGCAUCUGGGGCAAUUUUUGGAUUGUUGGGAGCUUCCCUUUCUGAGCUCAUCACAAACUGGACAGUCUAUGACGAUAAGUGCUCAACAAUCAUGAUACUCAUCCUCAAUGCUGCCCUGAACUUGGCUAUUGGGUUUCUACUUAAGAUGGACAACUCAGGUCAUGUAGGAGGACUCGUCGCCGGAUUUUUCCUCGGUUUUGUUCUUUUUGUCAAGCCUCAGUUUGGAUAUGUAAGCAGCAAGUACAUUCCAUCAUACCAUCAAGUCAAACGUACACCAAGGCACAACUUCUGUCAAUAUUUUCUAGGGCUCGUUGCUUUGGCCGUGUUGGUUAUUCUAUAUGGAGUUGGCUUUGGUAAGCUAUUCAACAUAAAGGAGAUUAAAGAGCAUCUGCCUGACAGCGUAAAAAACUAUUGAGCUUGUAUUGGUUUUGAGUAAUGAACAAACCAUAGUUUCUUGACGGUUCAACUGCAUGUUCUUGAAGAAUUGCAAGUAUAACACAACAAAAUAUAUACUUGCUUAUGUACGCAAAUCAUAUGUAUGUACCGCAUGCAUAUGUUUCGUUGAUGUAUAUAUAUACCUGCCAAUGUGCAUAUGUAAGUGUACAUGAGAGAGAUGAUUGUGGGGAUUUAAGAGAGGUCAGUAUUUUGUGGAUUGUGAGAGAGAUGCUCAGAUGAGUAUUUCAUAAUUUUAGUAAUCACAACAAUUUUUUAGCGAUCUUCUUUUGGUUUCAGAAUUUUUUCUGCAUUUUUCGGACCAUGCAACUCGAGCAUUUUUCACAGAAAUUUUAUUAGAUAAUGAUGAAGUCGAUUUCAUUCCGUUUUAAUGAAAGCAAAACUUAGGCUACAAAACAAAAGUCAUGAUGUCUGCAGUUGCCAAUAUGCAUACCCUUUAGUAUGGCAAGAUUAGUAUGUGCUAGUGAAAAAUGUGCGGCGGUCAUCGUGAUGUACGAAUCUCACGAGGAACCUACACCCAUCCUGAAGAAAGAAAGAAAAAAAAAAAUUGUAACUAGUGUACGAUCUAUCGCAUCUUUCAUCGAUUCCAAGAUACCCUUGAGUAUGGCCUUAAUUUCACAUGACCAAGACACUCGAUUUGACAAACACUUGGGGCAUCUUGGCUUCACUGUGAUAUCAUUUAAAGCCCCAUAAUCAAUACACAUCCUUCUUUUCUAACUAAAACAACUGGAGAUGAAAAGGGACUAUUGCUACUAGGCUGACUGCCGGGUGCUGGCACACAACAUGCGUCAUCAUCAUGACUCGACUUCCGUUCAGAGGUAAACCUUUGUGUUUGGUGAAAGACGAACAGAAUGAGACUGCAAAGAGAAUGAGUAACAGACCGAGUAAAAAUGAUGAACUGUAUUGAUUAUCACAAAUGCCCUGUUUGUUGACAACAUAAUCACCAAUACAACUAAGGCAUGAACCAAUCCUAACAGUCUAACCAGAAACUCCUAUCAAAUUCUAACACACUUAUGUUGAUUCAGCUUCCUUAUCAUUUGGAACAAGUCAUCAUAGCUGGCAAUCAACUGGUCAAGGUCUGUGGUUUGAGAAUAUGAAAAUUUGUGGUAGAAGGCUGUGGCUGAUGUGCCAAGUCCUGUAACAAAUACUAAACUAUAUCCUGGUUGGUUUUGCUGGC
Prunus persica (peach) is the source of this 2506-nucleotide messenger RNA. RefSeq names its product RHOMBOID-like protein 5. Gene Ontology annotation, biological process: proteolysis. Gene Ontology annotation, molecular function: serine-type endopeptidase activity. Lineage: Eukaryota; Viridiplantae; Streptophyta; Magnoliopsida; Rosales; Rosaceae. Gene Ontology annotation, cellular component: membrane. The record is from RefSeq and is a predicted model, not a curated record. The transcript has 5 exons. The coding region runs from base 341 to 1291 and encodes 316 amino acids.